This is a messenger RNA of Microcebus murinus (gray mouse lemur), 2429 nucleotides long. NCBI's taxonomy places the organism in Eukaryota, Metazoa, Chordata, Mammalia, Primates, Cheirogaleidae. The record is from RefSeq and is a predicted model, not a curated record.
GGGGGGGACAGCACGACGUCCCGACGCGAGCGCUCUCAUUUUGCGGUUUCUUCCGCAGCCUGGAAGCUCCUCUCUGCCCACAGCUCUUUCCGCGACACUGAAACACUGAAAGCCGCGACCUCUCCCUUCGGCUUGGUCUCCUCAGACUCCCCCCGCCCCAGCCCCGAGUGGCGCGUCCCGGGUCGCAGGUCACGCGCCGGUGGGGGCGCGGCCAGCGCGGGGCCCAGGUGAUGCCUCUUGCGGCGUCUUCGGGUGCCUGGCUGAGCGGAAUCGGCACUGGAGUGAUGGUGGGCAGGAGUCGCCUCCCCUUGGUCCUCCUGGCUGCAGCCGUCGCCUGUGCAGUGGCGCAGCACGCGCCUCCGUGGACAGAAGACUGCAGAAAAUCAACCUAUCCUCCUUCUGGACCAACCUACCGGGGCCCAGUUCCAUGGUACACCAUAAAUCUUGAUUUACCACCCUACAAAAGAUGGCACCAAUUGAUGGCUGACAAGGCACCAGCGCCUGGUAUGCUUGGCAACUUUCCUGGCCCUUUUGAAGAAGAAAUGAAGGGAAUUGCAGCUGUUACUGAUAUACCUUUAGGCGAGAUUAUUUCAUUCAAUAUUUUUUAUGAAUUUUUUACCAUGUGUACUUCAAUAAUAACAGAAGAUAAAGAAGGUCAUCUAUUGCAUGGGAGAAACAUGGAUUUUGGAGUAUUUCUUGGGUGGAACACAAAUAAUAAUACCUGGGUUGUAACUGAGGAACUAAAACCUUUAACAGUGAACUUGGACUUCCAAAGAAACAAUAAAACCGUCUUCAAGGCUGCAAGCUUUGCUGGCUAUGUGGGCAUGUUAACAGGAUUCAAACCAGGACUGUUUAGCCUGACACUAAAUGAACGCUUCAGUAUAAAUGGUGGUUAUCUGGGUGUCCUAGAAUGGAUUAUGGGAAAGAAAGAUGCCAUGUGGAUAGGGUUUAUCACUAGAUCAGUUCUGGAAAAUAGUACUAGUUAUGAAGAAGCCAAGAAUAUAUUGACCAAGACCAAGGUACUUGCCCCAGCGUACUUUAUCCUGGGAGGCAACCAGUCUGGGGAAGGUUGUGUGAUCACACGAGACAGAAAACAAUCUUUGGAUGUAUAUGAACUUGAUCCUAAGCAGGGUCGAUGGUAUGUGCUAGAAACAAACUAUGAUCGUUGGAAAAACCCCUUCUUCCUUGAUGAUCGAAGGACAGCUGCAAAGACAUGCCUAAACCGCAUAACCCAGGAGAAUAUCUCAUUUGCAACCCUAUAUGAUGUCCUGUCAACAAAACCUGUCCUCAACAAGCUGACUGUAUUCACAACCUUGAUAGAUGCUACCAAAGGUCACUAUGAAACUUACCUGCGGGACUGCCCAGACCCUUGCAUAGGUUGGUGAGCACACACCUGGCCUACAGAGUGCACCCUCUGAGACAUGAAGACACCACCGCAGAUGUGGCUGACCAGUGCAGCUGUCGCAUCUUCCAAAGACUCAGACUCAGGGCAGGUUCUCUGUGUCUUGAGCUUGUCCUCCGUACAUUCACAGUUUACAGACUAUUUUUGCCCUAACAGUUGAUUUUUCUUAUUUACAGAUAACUUCUUAAAGUGAAGUAAAACAAUCAUCCAGAAUUUUCUGAGUUUCAUUUCACUUUGACAUUUAGGGACGGGGAUGGCAAUUAAACCAUGUGGGAUCCACCUCCAUGUAAUAAAUCAAGAUUCUUUGUGUUUAAUCCAGUAUGACAGUGUGAAUACAGUAAAAGCAAAUAGUCCACACUAUUCAGUUUUUCAUUUUUAUCUACAUAUUUUUAUGUUUUUCUAUAUAGCAAUCUUUUCCUCUGGUUCUAACUACUACUAAAAUUAAUAUACCAUUUUUAUCUUGGCUGUUAAUGACGAUAUAAUUUUACUACAUGUGAUCAGAGGGAUGAGACAGACAUUCAACUGUGUAUUUCUUUCAAUGGGCAAUAAAUGGUCCUUAGACUCUAUAAAUAGUACUUUUUGGGGUUCAUGAAAUGAGCAGUAUGUAAGGUAGUCUUUUAUACAAAGAAAUGAAGUAUUCCUUUUUUCAUAAUUUCUCUACCUCCCAGUAACCCCAGGAAGUUGCUAACUUCAAAAACUGAAUUCCCAGGUUCUGUGAGUUACUAAAUAAACAUGUCAAAGACUUAUGCAAAAUAGAAAGUAAACUCAUUUAUUUUAACUUCUCUUACGUAUCAUUCAUAUAGAUUUUUAUUUUAUACUUCUGAUUAACAUGUAUUUUUUUAAACUUUUAGUAUAAUUAUCAAAAAUGUUUUUCAGAAAUCAAAUCUACAUAUGAAAAGUGCCAAUAGAACUUAUUAACCUAACUUUCACAAUUAACUGAAAUGUAUGCCAUUUGUGCAAGACUGUGUCCACUUCAUUUUGUGUAAUCUCAGUUGUAAUCAUGACACUCAAUAAAUAGUCAAUGGAA